AUGGGCAAAACUAGUCAAUCGGCGUCAACUGCAUCAGCGCAGAAAAUUCAAGUGAAAGGCUUGCACACCUGUCCGAAUUUUGUCCUGGACAGCUUUUGGAAGACAAACACCGACGAUGUAUCGACCAUCAAGCCAGUAAAUCACCAAGUAUUCUGCUCAACAUUGCCUCAGCAAGAAGAUACUCGUCACACGUGCGCGUCGUGCGAAUUGCAGACCUUUUGGGAGAUCGAGCAUCAGUUAAGUUCGCCAGUGCUCUCAGAGGAGGACAGCAAAUGCGAACAGCACUUCAAGGAGACGCAUUAUCGAGAUGCAACAGGCCGAUUCGUUGUAUCGCUACCUUUCAAAAGUGAUCAGCUAAAGCAGAGUCUGUCAGAGAACCGUUCAAUGGUCAUGAAGUUGUACCACGUCAACGAAGCCAGAACUCUGAAGUCGCCUAAAAUUAAAGGAAUGUAUGACGAUUUUAUGCAAGAAUAUUUAAAUCUGCAACACAUGCGUCCUUCUCGUUCCGACACCGAAGGAAAUUAUAUACCUCAUCAUUGUAUAUUCAAGAAUGUCGACUCUACGCCAAAGAUACGCGUCGUAUUUAACGCCUCGUUUAAAGUUAAGAACGGAAAUUCGUUGAACGAUUGCUUGAUGACGGGUCCAAAGUUACAAAAGGACUUAUGGAUGAUCUUGACUUCCUGGCGGCAAUUUCGAGUGGCAUUUACUGCGGACAUUAUCAAAAUGUUUCGCCAGAUUAAAAUCAAUCCAGCUGAUUAUACUUGGCAGCGCAUCUUUUGGCGAGAUUCCCCCGACGAGAAACUCCGUUCUUACGAGUUGACCACCGUCACGUAUGGAACAGCACCAGCUCCUUAUUUAGCCUUGCGAGUUAUUCAGCAGCUGGCAAAGGAAGAAAUCGGUCGAUUUCCUGAGGGGGCCGAGAUAGCUCUCCGAUCAUCAUACAUGGACGACUUCUACGGAGGUGCCGAUACCGAAAACGAAGCUAUUGCAAAGAGAGAAUCGCUGACGAAGAUGCUCGCCGCUGGCGGGUUCGAAUUAAGCAAGUGGGCUUCGAAUAAUUCUAAAGUAUGUCCUACUCUGUCAGAAGAGGAAAAGCCGUUGAAGAUCAAUGACUCAAUUUCAACUCUAGGACUACGUUGGUAUCCGCAUGAAGACUCAUUUGCAUUAAAGGUGACUCUCGCCGAUCAAAAUUCAACUAUCACGAAACGCACAGUACUCUCUGAGAUCGCAAAGUUGUUCGAUCCAAUGGGUUGGUUUGCGCCGGUCAUUGUAACUGCCAAGAUUAUGAUACAGGAUACCUGGAUACAAGGACUCGAUUGGGAUCAACGUUUUCCCCCAAAACUCGAGGAAGCUUGGCUGAGCUUUCGCGCCAUGUUGCCUGGUUUGGAGUCAAUUCGAGUACCAAGAUGGAUUGGCCAAAGCUCCGGAGGAAGACUUGAGCUUCACGCAUUUUGCGACGCCUCAGAACGAGCGUAUGCUGCUGCUGUAUAUGCCAAGGUAAUCAUGCCCGAUAAUACAGUAACUGUGCACUUACUAGUAGCCAAGACAAAGGUCGCUCCUGUGAAGACGCUAGGCAUACCACGAUUGGAGCUUUGCGGAGCGGCACUACUGGCCAAAUUAGUAGCAAGCUUGCAGAGCGAACUCAACACUCCAAUCGAUGCCACGUACGCUUGGUGCGACUCGCAGGUUACUCUCACUUGGCUGUACUCUCAUGCCUCUCGCUGGAGCCCGUUUGUCGCAAAUCGAGUCGCGCAAAUUCAAAAAAUUUUGUCACCGAAACAUUGGAGGUACGUGAAAUCGAGUCAAAAUCCGGCUGAUUUGGCCACACGAGGGAUCUCAACCAAUCAACUCAGAGAAGCGGAAUUAUGGUGGAGAGGCCCCUCGUGGUUGCAUGAGGUAGCCUUGCCAACUUUCAAUAGUGCAGCUGCAAGCUCUGAAGAAGCUUUCUCCGAGAUGAAAAGAAAAACAGUAUGUGCCACUGCUCGACUUGGCAAUUCAGACGAUCUAAUUGAAAGAUACUCUUCAUAUACGCGUUUAACACGAGUUACAGCCUGGAUUCAGCGCUUCAUUCAUAAUUGCAAGAAUAAGAAAAUGAAGCGUACUAGUUUUUUAACUGCAGAGGAGCUUCGAUACGCGACAGAAACGCUCAUCAAGAAAGUUCAACGGACCUACCUGCAAGUGGAGUUUGACCAUGUAAAACGCAAGUUACAACUGCCUAAGAAAUCACCGCUACGUUCAUUAAAACCUAUGGUGGACAAGAAGGGAUUAUUACGCGUCGGUGGGAGAUUGGUGAAUGCUCCGUCAUUAUCCUACGAUGAAAAGCAUCCCAUCAUUCUGCCAUAUGAAAGCCACUUGUCUACUUUGCUCGUCCGAGACGCACAUCAUCGAACUUUGCAUGCAGGGCCGCAAACAACACGCAACUUCGUAGCGGCACGAUUUUGGAUUUUGCGCUGUAAAACGCUCGUCCAUCGAGAAAUUCAUAAUUGCAUCAUUUGUACUCGCUACGCUGGGACAAAACUUGGCCAAAUUAUGGGUGACCUUCCUCCAAUAAGGUUGACCCCAGUGAGACCGUUUCUUGCUGCAGGCGUGGAUUAUGCCGGCCCUAUUGCUAUCCGAGCUUCAAAAGGACGCGGUCAUUCAUCGUAUAAAGGAUAUAUAUGCUUAUUCGUCUGCAUGUCCUCGAAAGCCAUUCAUCUGGAAGCAGUUUCGGAUUUGACAGCAGUGGCAUUUGUGGCAGCUUAUAAACGUUUUGUGUCUCGACGAGGCAUAUGCCAUACCUUGAUAUCCGACAAUGGAACGACCUUCAGAGGAGCCGAUAAGGAAUUAAAAUCGAUGUUUCGACAAGCUUCAGAAUUCUAUCAAAAAAGUGCUGCUCGUUUAGCCAACCACGGAACGGACUGGACGUUCAUACCGCCUCGAGCACCCCAUUUCGGCGGGAUAUGGGAGGCAGGAGUUCGCUCGGUGAAACACCAUCUACGGCGCGUGAUCAAGGACUCAACUUUGACUUUUGAGGAGCUCAGCACUGUGCUCUGUCAGAUAGAAGCUUGCCUAAAUUCAAGGCCACUCUACCAAUUGAGUAGUUCUGCCACGGAUCCAACGCCAAUUACCCCUGGUCACAUCUUGAUCGGCGGUCCUCUACUUGCUGUUCCUGAGCCGGGCCUCGAAAAGGUCAAACUUACACCUGCUGCACGAUGGAAUUUACUGACGCAAAUGCGCGAUCAAUUUUGGCAUCGUUGGCGCUUCGAGUACCUUCACACGCUGCAACAACGCAACAAAUGGCGAGUACAACACGAUGAUCUACACGUCGGUUCGAUGGUCCUCAUCUCCGAAGAUAAUUCACCUCCUACUCAUUGGCCCAUGGGGAUCAUCCAACGUACAUAUCAAGGCGAUGACGGUUUAGUGCGCGUAGCAAUUAUAAAAACGGCAAACAAUGUAAUAAAACGACCAAUUCAUAAAUUGUGCCUAUUGCCGAUUGCGACCGAGUGA
This is a messenger RNA of Trichogramma pretiosum, 3486 nucleotides long. RefSeq lists its product as uncharacterized. Lineage: Eukaryota; Metazoa; Arthropoda; Insecta; Hymenoptera; Trichogrammatidae. The coding region runs from base 1 to 3486 and encodes 1161 amino acids. The transcript has a single exon. Gene Ontology annotation, molecular function: nucleic acid binding. The record is from RefSeq and is a predicted model, not a curated record. Gene Ontology annotation, biological process: DNA integration.